This is a messenger RNA of Paramecium sonneborni, 146 nucleotides long. NCBI's taxonomy places the organism in Eukaryota, Ciliophora, Oligohymenophorea, Peniculida, Parameciidae. The record is from the annotation of a GenBank genome assembly.
AUGAAAGAAAUAUUGUAAUUUCAAAGUUGGGUAUCAAGGUAAAAACCUUUGACGACUAUUCUAUCUAUCAGAAAACUUCAAAAAUACUUGGAUCUAAUAUAAACCAAAAGGGUAUUAGGAUCAAUUUAUUUUAGUGGGUAUAAUGA